Messenger RNA from Drosophila ananassae, 659 nucleotides. RefSeq lists its product as uncharacterized. The coding region runs from base 79 to 525 and encodes 148 amino acids. The record is from RefSeq and is a predicted model, not a curated record. NCBI's taxonomy places the organism in Eukaryota, Metazoa, Arthropoda, Insecta, Diptera, Drosophilidae. The transcript is spliced from 2 exons.
CCCCAGUAGGCAUUAAAGCUAGGAUCAGAGUUAUACAUUUUGGGAAGUUAACAAAAUUUUCAGUGAAAACGUUAAAAAAUGCACAAGACCUGGAAUAAGCCGUUCCACAAGCGCAAAGUGUGGCGGACAGUUUCCAGGCCGGGAAAGUUGGUCUAUUAUAUGCAACCGCUGGUCGAUCACUUCUUCGAGAUCUGGAUGCAACCCCUGCCCUUCCCCACGCUCCUCAAGUUCGCCUAUAGCUGCGGCCUGGUCUUCUUUAUCCUUCUACCGAUCCUGUAUCCGUUGCUCGUCCUUCUGCUAUAUUAUGGCAUUUUUCAGUAUGUGGGUGAGCGGCAUACUGGGGUGGCCAUGCCGGAGAACUGGGACCUGUUGGGGGCGGCCGCCAAUCUGUGGCACUUUGAGAUCACCAACAAGAAGUAUCAGCUGUUCGUGACCAUGUACAUAGAUCGCUACCGAGUGAUUAUAACUGCUAUAUCUUCGACAGUGGACUACAUGCGCAUGGCCCUCUGUUUCGUGUUCAGCUAAGUCCGGGCCACAUCCACCACAUCCACGACAUCUACUUGCCGCUGUGGGUCAACGGGUGGUAGGGAUUCUAAUUUCGUUUUAAUUGGAAAUUUGAAGGAUUACAUAAAUGAUUAAAAUAUAUAUUUUUUAAAUUA